Dimorphilus gyrociliatus is the source of this 1154-nucleotide messenger RNA. The record is from the annotation of a GenBank genome assembly. Lineage: Eukaryota; Metazoa; Annelida; Polychaeta; Dinophilidae.
AAUAUAUUCGAACGUCACUUCGUUGACGUCACGAACCACCAUUCUGAUCGCAGUUGAUAGAUCAUCAACUGCAUCAAUAUGAGGUUCUUCAACAUAUUUUUGGUAUUGGUAUCUCUCUGCCUUCAUCAAGUGCUGGGAGAUUAUUCGGAUUUGUUCUACGAUGAUGAUCUUCCAUCGUACUCGUUCAAUCUCCCAUCAGAACUGCGUGAAGAGGCUUUAAAACAAUAUUUAGAGAUGGUCAGCAGGCACAACGAAGAUGACAUUAGGGUAGGUUCUCGCGACUCAACUGCUGGUACUGAGCAGAGGGACGAAGAACAUAUGGAAGAGGGAGCACUUGGUGUUCAACAUCCUCAAUUCACUUCUGGUGGAGCUGGUGAAGGAGAUCAACGUCUAAAACCUAACGGUAGUAUAAAGAAUAAAAAUGAAGUUAAGUCGGAUGCUGGUUUGCCUUUUUACUGCCAUCCUCCAAAUCCCUGUCCUAAGGGAUUCGAUCCCAAAAAGCACAAUUGUGACGCCCAUGUCCGUGAUGUUGACAAGGAUCAGAUGGCUUAUAUUCAAAAAGAGAUGAAGGAUGAAAAAUGCACUUGCGACACCGACCAUAUGUUUACCUGUCCGCAAAGUCAGUUCAAUCCGCUUAUGGAUUUUUUAUAUAUUAAAUGUAUUUCUAUCUCGUGCAGAUAAAAAUGAGAACGCGGCAACUGAUUUGGUAAGUAAUUUAACUAUAAUUUUUAAAGCAGCCAUUUUGUAGAAAUUAACAGACUCUCUAAAUAAAUCUAUAUAAAUAUAUGAAUUUGUAAACAGUGAGAAUAUAAUAUGGCCAUCUUAUAUAGCAAUCAAUAGAAUAGUAAUGAUAUUGUAACUGGAGACGAGAUUGUGAUCUUUUACAUAAUUAGUUCUAGUUAUGAUAUUAAUAAAUAUUUAAUACUGUUUUAUCUUUUUACAGGCCUCUUUACUGGGAGAAAACAGGCACGAAGGCUUGAUUGCUAAAAAGUCUCCAAGCAUGCAACUGCAUAACCAAUUUUUCGCUGAGACGAUGAAUGACGCAUAAAUUAGCGUAGAGAAAAUGUAUCAAGUCUUCUCUAAAUACCCUAAAAUAUUUUAAAGACCCGUAUAAGAAUAAUAUGAACCAAUAUAUAUCUAUAUAUAGAUAUAUA